AUGACAAAACGAACUGCAGACAUUGCAAAGUUGGAUGACUUGGGUGGAUCCAUUCACGGCAUGCAUCCGCGAAAUCAGUAUAAGAACAACCCACCCAAUUUCAAACAACUUGCAAAAGAAUGUCCUGAACUGCAGCCAUUUGUUUGUGGAUUAGAAUCAAAUCCAUACAUUGACUUCAAAAAUCCAGAAGCAAGUCGAGCUUUGACAAUUGCCUUGCUUGAACGUGAUUUUGGUCUUCAAGUUGAUUUUCCCUUGGAUAGGCUCUGUCCCACUGUUCCCAACAGACUCAAUUACAUCCUUUGGUUACAAGAUUUACUCAAAGAAACCAUGCAAGAUAAACCAGAUCACAUUCUGGGCAUGGAUAUUGGCGUUGGUGCUUCUUGUAUUUAUCCACUUUUAGGUUGCGUCAGUGAUCCUACAUGGUCCUUUAUUGGAACGGAUAUCGACCAAGUAUCAAUAGAAUAUGCGCAAAAGAACGUAGAAAGAAAUCAAUUACAGGAUCGUAUCACCUUGAUACACAACACGGAUCCUAACCUCAUAUUCUUGUGGGACAAGAUACCUUUAAAUUCAAGAUUUGCAUUUAGUAUGUGCAAUCCUCCAUUCUAUGAAUCAGAAGAUGAGAUUAAAGAUAAUUCUCAAGCAAAGUUAUUAGAACCAUCUGCAAUAUGCACAGGUACAAAAGGAGAGAUGAUUACAAAAGGUGGUGAAUACGGAUUUAUUGAGCGUAUGAUUAAAGAAAGUAUCUUGCACAAAGGCCGAAUCAAGUGGUACACCAGCAUGAUUGGACAAAAGAAAACCAUCAAACCAAUUGUAAACACUCUAAAGGAUCUAAAUAUUAACAAUUAUGUGGUGACUGAAUUCAAUCAGGGAAAGACGAAGAGAUGGGCUAUUGGGUGGUCAUUUGACACACAACGAGCGGUGGAUGCAAGAAGUCUUGAUUUCUACCGACCAAAGUCUCAAUUCACUAUUCAGCUACCGAAGGAUAUUUCGCAUGUUCAUUCAAAGACAAUUGAUAUAUUGCAAGAUCUUGCCAUCAAAUUCAAUCAAGAGGAUGGCCAUCAUAUUAUUUUGGAAGGUUCUCCGAAAGCCAACACAUGGUCAAGAGCUGCCAGACGCAAGAAGAAUUGUGUCACACCUCGAGACUGCGAUGGCCUAUUUGGUUUUCGGUUGAUGCUAGCAGAACAGAAUUAG
Phycomyces blakesleeanus NRRL 1555(-) is the source of this 1191-nucleotide messenger RNA. RefSeq lists its product as hypothetical. Lineage: Eukaryota; Fungi; Mucoromycota; Mucoromycetes; Mucorales; Phycomycetaceae. The record is from RefSeq and is a predicted model, not a curated record. Gene Ontology annotation, cellular component: nucleus. Bases 1 to 1191 code for a protein of 396 amino acids. Gene Ontology annotation, molecular function: 23S rRNA (adenine(1618)-N(6))-methyltransferase activity. The transcript is spliced from 12 exons. Gene Ontology annotation, biological process: rRNA base methylation.